This is a messenger RNA of Olea europaea var. sylvestris, 2210 nucleotides long. RefSeq names its product probable inactive purple acid phosphatase 1. The record is from RefSeq and is a predicted model, not a curated record. The transcript is spliced from 13 exons. The coding region runs from base 74 to 1930 and encodes 618 amino acids. NCBI's taxonomy places the organism in Eukaryota, Viridiplantae, Streptophyta, Magnoliopsida, Lamiales, Oleaceae. Gene Ontology annotation, molecular function: metal ion binding; acid phosphatase activity.
AGAAAUUGCUUAACGUUUUUCCGUCUGAAAUUCUGAACCGUUUUGGCUUCAGGAAGAUACUGGGUUCGGGGCAAUGCGAGUUUUCAUGACUCUGCUGAUGGUAUUCUGGGCUCUGGUGAGCCUUGAAGGUGUGAUAUCACAUGGAGUUCAGCCUCUUUCAAGAAUUGCUAUUCACAAAACUGUUUUUGCUAUUGACAAUGAUGCGUAUAUUAAAGCCUCUCCAUCAGUUCUAGGAAAUAAAGAGCAAAACAAAGAGUGGGUGACUUUGGAAUAUAGCAACCCAAGGCCAUCAAAUGAUGAUUGGAUUGGAGUAUUUUCUCCGGCCAAUUUCAGCUCGUCUACGUGCCUCCCUGAAAAUCCACGAGUGGGGCCACCAUUUUUGUGUUCUGCACCUAUAAAGUAUCAGUUUGCAAACUACACCACCUGGAAGUAUAAGAAUACGGGAAAAGGAGUUUUGAGGUUUCAGUUGAUUAACCAGAGAUCCGACUUUUCAUUUGGUUUAUUUUCUGGUGGAGUUUCAAAUCCAAAGUUGGCAGCAUUGUCAAAUACAGUUGCCUUUGCUAAUCCAAAUGCACCAGUAUACCCACGCUUAGCACAAGGAAAAACUUGGAAUGAAAUGACAGUAACCUGGACAAGUGGAUAUGGCAUCAGCGAGGCAGAGCCUUUUGUCGAAUGGGGUCCAAAAGGAGAAGAACAGAAACGUUCUCCUGCUGCUACACUCACUUUUAAUCGUAGAAGCAUGUGUGGUUCACCAGCCAGAACUGUUGGAUGGCGGGAUCCGGGAUUCAUUCAUACUGGUUUUUUGAAGGAGUUAUGGCCUAAUUCAGUGUACACCUACAAAUUGGGGCAUAAGUUGUUCAACGGUACAUACAUUUGGACUCAGACUUACCAAUUCAAAGCAUCUCCUUAUCCUGGUCAAAACUCUUUACAACGAGUUGUCAUUUUUGGUGACAUGGGAAAGGAUGAAUAUGAUGGCUCUAAUGAGUAUAAUAAUUUUCAACGUGGCUCCCUUAACACUAGCAAGCAACUAAUUAAUGACUUGAAGAACAUUGAUAUAGUCUUUCACAUCGGGGACAUCUGUUAUGCCAAUGGUUAUGUUUCCCAGUGGGAUCAGUUUACUUCUCAGAUUGAACCAAUUGCUUCAAGUGUACCCUACAUGAUUGCAAGUGGCAACCAUGAGCGAGACUGGCCUGAUACAGGAUCAUUCUAUGGAAAUAUGGAUUCAGGUGGAGAAUGUGGUGUCUUGGCUGAAACUAUGUUUUUUGUUCCAGCUGAAAACCGAGCUAAGUUCUGGUAUUCGACUGACUAUGGCAUGUUCCGAUUCUGCAUAGCCGACACAGAACAUGACUGGAGAGAGGGAUCGGAGCAAUAUAUAUUCAUUGAGCACUGUUUGGCAUCUGUAGACAGACAGAAGCAACCUUGGCUGAUCUUCCUUGCACAUCGUGUUUUGGGUUAUUCUUCCACUGCUUAUUAUACAAAUUUAGGAUCAUUUUCAGAACCAAUGGGGAGAGAUGACCUUCAAAAACUUUGGCAGAAGUAUAAAGUCGACAUAGCCAUGUACGGACAUGUUCAUAGUUAUGAACGGACCUGUCCUGUUUACCAAAACAUCUGUACGAGUAAGGAGAGGAAGUUCUACAAGAGAUCCUUAAAUGGAACAAUACACGUGGUUGCUGGGGGAGGAGGAGCAAGCCUUUCUGAGUUUUCAACCAUCCAACCAAACUGGAGUAUUUAUCGAGAUUUUGAUUAUGGGUUUGUUAAACUGACAGCAUUUGACCAUUCAAACCUGUUGUUCGAGUACAAAAAAAGCAGAGACGGUAAAGUUUAUGAUUCGUUCAGGAUAUCCCGGGAUUAUAGAGACAUCUUGGCCUGCACCGUGGAUAGCUGUCCGAGCAUGAACAUGGCAUCUUCACCAUAUAGAGGGAGAUUUUGAAUUUGUUGGUGCACUUUGCAUCCUCAUCAGAAAAAGAAGGGACAGAGAAACUUGACGAGUUGCAAUUUUGUGUUGAGAAAAGAAUGAUGGUUGCAUAGCCUUAAUAAUUCAUGUGAAAAGGAAUAAAUAGUUUAAAUAAUUAUGUGGCGGGUGAUUUCAUUAUCAUAAUAAUGCAGUUCAGACCAAAUUGUAUUGACAUUCAUUUGCUAAUUCUCCAAAAUUUUCUCUGUAGCAUUAUCAUUUCCUGAGAUUUCAUAUUGCUUGUGAAGAAGCAAUUUGG